Synchiropus splendidus (mandarinfish) is the source of this 4095-nucleotide messenger RNA. RefSeq names its product sema domain, immunoglobulin domain (Ig), short basic domain, secreted, (semaphorin) 3Ab (gene sema3ab). Lineage: Eukaryota; Metazoa; Chordata; Actinopteri; Syngnathiformes; Callionymidae. Gene Ontology annotation, biological process: neural crest cell migration; semaphorin-plexin signaling pathway; negative chemotaxis. Bases 416 to 2854 code for a protein of 812 amino acids. The transcript is spliced from 17 exons. Gene Ontology annotation, molecular function: semaphorin receptor binding; chemorepellent activity; neuropilin binding. The record is from RefSeq and is a predicted model, not a curated record.
GCUAUUCUCAGUUGCACUGUGAUCCUGGUGCUGUGUGGACCGGCUGAGCUGCGCUAAAUGGAGCUGAAGUCGUCCAGAGUGUGAAGUAGAGAGCAAAACAGCACUUUGGACCACCACCUCAAGCCGACAGGACAGAACCAUCCACUUUGGAUUAAGGACUCAACAGUAAUGUGGAUGGAAUAUUCCAGCCUGGGGACAGUUGCAGACUUAGUUAUGACUCUUGAACCAAUAACCUGCCAUUGAUGCUUGGCUAGAAGAAGAACUCCCCGUGACCCGUGACUGGACUGUGACCCAGGUUAGAAGGAAUGGGUCUUGCAGGGUAGGAGACCUGCAGAAUCUGGACCAAGCUGGUGGAGCAUCACAGAACAGAUAGGGCAACAACCACUCCUCAAAUAUUGGCAGGAUUAUCGGAGGCAUGUAUCGUAGAGACUUUCCUUGCCUCAGGAGCAUGGGCUCCUGCUACUGCAGCGCGGUGCUGUUGUGUGCGCUGGUUCUGUUCAGGACAGACGGCACCACUGCUCACAAGACAAAGACCAAUGUGCCACGGCUAAAACUUUCAUACAGAGAAAUGCGAGAGUCCAAUAACCUGGUGACCUUCGAGGGGCUGGUCAACAGUUCAUCCUACCACACCUUCCUGCUGGAUGAGGAAAAAGGUCGACUGGUGGUGGGAGCAAAAGAUCACAUCUUCUCCUUCAACCUUCUCAACAUCAGCAAAGACUUUGCGCAGAUCCCCUGGCUGGCUGCUCCCAACAGACGCGAUGAAUGCAAGUGGGCAGGAAAAGAUCUCUCGAGGGAGUGCUCCAAUUUCGUCAAGGUGCUGGAACCCUUCAACCAAACGCAUGUUUACGCGUGCGGCACUGGGGCUUUCCACCCUGUGUGCACCUACGUGGAGGUGGGGAAGAAAGCAGAGGACAACGUUUUCCGGCUCAGCUCCCAGAUAGAAAACGGAAGAGGGAAAAGCCCUUACGAUCCCAAGCUCACGACUGCCUCCAUGCUAAUUGAUGGGGAGCUGUACGCCGGAACCUCAGCUGACUUCAUGGGACGGGACUCCGCAAUUUUCCGCACGCUUGGAAAACACCACCCAAUCAGAACUGAGCAGCACGACUCCCGCUGGCUGAACGAUCCAAAGUUUGUUGGCGUCCAUCUGAUUCCAGAGAGUGACAACCCUGAGGAUGAUAAGAUCUACUUGUUCUUCCGUGAGAACGCGAUAGACGGGGAGCACGCUGGGAAGGCCACCCAUGCUCGGAUCGGACAGUUGUGCAAAAAUGACCUGGGAGGUCACCGGAGCCUGGUGAACAAGUGGACGACCUUCCUGAAGGCGCGGCUGGUCUGCUCAGUCCCCGGAAGUAACGGCAUCGACACGCAUUUCGAUGAGCUCCAGGAUGUUUUUCUUAUGAGCACAAAGGAUCCCAAGAGUCCAAUCAUCUACGCAGUAUUUACUACUUCCAGCAACAUUUUCAAAGGCUCGGCGGUGUGUGUGUACAGCAUGACGGACAUCAGAAGGGUCUUUUUGGGUCCCUACGCCCAUAGAGACGGACCGAACUAUCAGUGGGUGCCCUUUCAGGGACGGGUUCCGUAUCCGCGCCCCGGCACUUGUCCGAGCCAAACCUUCGGAGGGUUCGAUACAACAAAAGACCUUCCUGAUGAAGUGGUGACCUUCGCCAGAAGCCACCCGGCCAUGUUCAACCCUGUGUACCCGAUGAACCACGGGCCAAUCAUCGUCAAAACCGAUGUCGAUUAUCAGUUCACUCAAAUCGUGGUGGACAAAGUGGAAGCUGAGGACGGACAGUAUGACGUCAUGUUUAUUGGCACCGACAUGGGGACAAUACUCAAAGUAGUGUCCAUCCCCAGAGGGUCCUGGCACGACCUAGAGGAAGUCCUGCUGGAGGAAAUGACAGUUUUCAGAGAACCGACUGCCAUCACAGCCAUGGAACUAUCAACCAAACAGCAACAACUGUACCUGGGCUCCGACAUCGGCGUCUCGCAGAUGCCUCUGCAUCGCUGUGAGGUUUAUGGAAAAGCCUGCGCUGAAUGCUGCCUGGCCCGCGACCCCUACUGCGCCUGGGAUGGGACCGAAUGCUCCAGAUACUUUCCCAUGGCAAAGAGGAGAACAAGGAGACAAGACAUCAGGAAUGGAGACCCGAUAACACAAUGUUCAGAUCUGCAACACCAAGAUGAGCUGAGCGGCGAGAAAAGUCUCCAGGAUAAGAUUGUUUACGGCGUGGAGAACAGCAGCACUUUCCUCGAAUGCAGUCCAAAAUCGCAGCGAGCCCGGACGUACUGGCAGUUCCAGCAUUCAGCUAAAGACCGCAGGCAAGAGGUGAAGUCAGACGAACGCGUCAUCCCCACGGAGCAAGGCCUGCUCAUCCGCACCCUGAGCAAGAGAGACUCUGGCAUCUACCUGUGUCAGGCUGUGGAGCACGGCUACAUGCAGGCGCUUAUGAAGGUCACGCUGGAGGUCAUCGACUCAGAGCGCCUGGAGGAUCUGCUCCACCGCGACCGCGACGAAGAGGCGGGCCAGACGCCGGACUUUUCCUCUCCUCGAGAAAGUCCCAACCAGAAGCUGUGGUACCGGGACUUCCUCUCAUUGGUCAAUCACCCGACUCUGAGCAGCGUGGACGACUUCUGCGAGCAGAUCUGGAAGAGGGAGAAGAAGCACAAGCGUCAGAAAGCGCACCUGGUGCAGCAGGUCCAGAUACAGCACCAGCACCAGCAGCAGCAGCAGAAGGUGGUGAACCCUCACGGCCACAUACGCUCCCAAGGCAUCGCCGCCAAGUGGAAACACCUGCAAGAGCGGCAGAAAGGACGCAACCGCCGAACCCACGAGUUGGAGCGAGCCCCCCGCAGCGUGUGACCUGACUCCGCCAAACCCAUCCUGCGAUCACCUGGUUAUUUCUUCUGCUCACCACCAACACUGACUGGACAGAGACUCUGCCGGCAGGUGCAUUUCAGCGUGGGCAUCUGUGUUUUCUCUUCAGCCGACUGGAAGAGACAGGAUGUUGCUAUUAUCUCAGCUGGCCUCUGUGGCCUCAGAACUGCGACGGGUCAGCGCUGAAAAAAAAAAAAAAAAAAACUUAAAAAAUAAAAAGAACCGGACUCUACUGACGCGACUAACUUCACGUGGAUCGCUGGAAACACGAAGAAACCAUUCAUGAUCUGACCUGCACAAUACCCGGAAAGACACUCACCAACAGUUAAAGUCAUGUAGCUUAGCAACACUGUAUUGUGCGACGUCAGCUAGAAAGGGAAAGACUCGUCCCAGUUUCAGUCUUCAGUUCUCAAACGUUUGUCAGCGAGGAGAUUCGAGGAGCUUCGGCGCCACAGAUAAGCUUCGAUCCACCUCCGUCCCGUCACCACACUUUGUUUCAAUGCUUCAUUUCACUUGUAUUUAUUGAUAGAUUUAUAUAUGCUAUUUUUAAACAGGCUGUUUUUAGAGAAAUUUAUCUUUGAUUUACGAUGUGUACCUGGACCAACGGCUUAAGAACCUGUGUGAUACUCAUCAAUACUGUACCAUAAUAACCACGUGGUCCGUCAAUCGCACUGAGCAAUAACAACCCACGACUUGUAUCCUGCUUCCAAAAUAUUUCAUAGACUGUGAAUUCAUUUUGGGACUCAGCAUUUACCACAACCCUGGAAUGUAGCUGUGAAAAUGAUGUAAAUACGAUAACUAUGUUUGAUGACACUGUGUACUAGUGCAUGUGAAUAUGAUGGUAAUGUCCCCGCUCUGCUAAUGCCACUUGUCCUCUGUCACUGUUUGUUCUGUUCGCUUAUGCAGUACGCAAGAAAAAGAUCUCUUACAAGGUUGUACAUAUCAUUUCUAUAUAUGCGUGUUGAUAAUAAGCUAAAGUAGAUAUGUAUAAAGAAAAGUUUAUCACCAGGUGACACACCAUUACAGCGCAUCAUUCCGAAACUGACUUUACAAGCUCCUUCUCGAUGAGAAUGACACGGCUGUACUGUGGUCAUGACAGUGUCAUCAUGAUCAGAGAGGAUUUUAGGCUCCACACGUGCGGAAAUAAAGCAUGAUCAUGACAGCGACAAUGAUGUAGUCUACUGACCUAAUAAAUGUCCUGAUGAAGCGCCGCUUCUUUUUUUAUU